Molecule: messenger RNA, 927 nt
Organism: Penicillium macrosclerotiorum
Lineage: Eukaryota; Fungi; Ascomycota; Eurotiomycetes; Eurotiales; Aspergillaceae
Product: SDR family NAD(P)-dependent oxidoreductase
Exons: 3
Coding region: 1-927 (308 amino acids)
Molecular function (GO): oxidoreductase activity, acting on the CH-OH group of donors, NAD or NADP as acceptor
Source: RefSeq, a predicted model, not a curated record
AUGGCCAACAAUCGCUUGUCACAAAUACAAAGCCACCUUGGCCAAAGCAACUCAGACGUCGAUCCAACCAGAGUUGACGGGCAUGUUAUUAUCAUAACUGGCGCAGCUCAGGGUAUUGGUCGAUCGGCAGCUAUACUUCUAGCUCAAAAGGGGGCCAGGGUUGCGAUUAACGAUCUCGAUGCAGCCAAAGCUAAAGAGGUUGCUGACGAAGUAUGCAAUGCCGGAGGGAUUGCCGCACCAUUUCCUGGUAAUGCAGUUGAUGAGUCUUUCCCAGAUCAAUUAGUGAGAGAAGUUUUGAAGAAAUGGGGAAAGAUAAAUUGCAUUAUCAAUAACGCUGGUAUGAUACAAGGCUUUGAGAAUGAAAGGAGACGAGUGACCAACUUUUAUCUAGGGUUCUGUCAUGAUAGUGCUAUUCACAAAAUGACAGACGCGAAGUUUGACAUCGUGAUGAAAAUUCAUAAUUACACUCCUUUCCGCCUUCUUCGAGCACUAUCUUCACACUGGAUGGAUCCUUCAUUUUUUGAGAUGCCAAAGAGUGUGAUCAAUGUUUCUUCGACUUCUGGUCUACACGGAGCCAUGGGCCAGAUUAAUUAUGCGACUGCCAAAGCGGGAAUCGUUGGGCUUACAAAAACCGUCGCGUCUGAGUGGAGUCGGUACAAUGUACGUGCCAAUGCGGUGGCAUAUGGAUGGAUUGACACUCGUAUAACUCGACCACCAACUGAUUCAGAGGUUCUCAAGAUUGGUGGGCAGGAUAUUCGCCCAGGUAUCCCUCUGAACGCCAAAAAAUGGCGGGACGUGUCCGACAUUCCGUUGGCUCGACCUGGAAGUGCGGAUGAGGCAGCUAGAGUCAUGCUGUUCCUAGCAAGUCCUCUAUCUUCAUACGUCACAGGAACUUGUAUCGAAUGCACUGGUGGAAGGUUCAUGUAA